This is a messenger RNA of Orussus abietinus, 4620 nucleotides long. RefSeq names its product regulator of G-protein signaling 7 (gene RSG7). The record is from RefSeq and is a predicted model, not a curated record. Gene Ontology annotation, biological process: regulation of G protein-coupled receptor signaling pathway; intracellular signal transduction; G protein-coupled receptor signaling pathway. The coding region runs from base 267 to 1817 and encodes 516 amino acids. The transcript has 14 exons. Lineage: Eukaryota; Metazoa; Arthropoda; Insecta; Hymenoptera; Orussidae.
CGCGCCUGCGCAGGUGCGGCGCGGCACUCCGAGGACCUGCGAGGCACCCUUCGACUUCCGUGGCAGUGUCGGCUCUCGCGGUAACGACGGGGCGUAGAUGGUGCUCGAGAGGAGGUCUAGCCAGAGGAAGAAGGAUGACUCCUUCGGAGAAGACGUGAGGAUCCUCGCCGGAAGCUCGACGGAAUAUUUCAGCGGCUUCGAGAGACUAACCGUUCCGUUCAUCCAAAGGGGAAGGAGGGCGAUGGUGCACCUCCCAUAACGUGGAUAUGGUAACGAUGAGUUCCGAAAAGUCGGCGUGCCGGCGAAAGCCGGUGGAGGACAAGGACAAGGGAGGAGCCGAACAAUCGGCCGGGAAAGGCCGGAGUGUCCUUUCCAACAGGAGGCAACAUUCGGCCGAGCAUCGCGCCACCCCCGCGGCCAUCAACGCCUCGGCCUGCUCCAAAGACGUGCCCAAUUACAUCGUCUACAAGAAGAUGGAGUCGAUAGUGCAGAGGAUGCUCGACGAGUACACCGGGGUGCCCGUGAAGACUGUCAAGAGUUUCAUGACGAAGAUCCCCUCCGUCUUCACGGGUACCGACUUGAUAUCCUGGAUGACGAAGAACCUCAACAUAGACGACCAAGAGGCACUUCACGUGGCGCACCUAAUGUCGGCCCAUGGGUACCUCUUCCCGAUCGACGACCACUGCCUCACCGUUAAGAACGACGGCACCUUUUACCGAUUCCAGACCCAGUACUUCUGGCCGUCGAACUGCUGGGAACCUGAGAACACGGACUACGCCGUCUAUCUCUGCAAGAGGACCAUGCAGAACAAGACCCGUCUGGAGCUGGCGGACUACGAGGCCGAAAACCUGGCGAAGCUGCAGAAGAUCUUCUCCCGGAAAUGGGAGUUCAUCUUCAUGCAGGCCGAGGCCCAGAGCAAGGUCGACAAGAAGAGGGAUAAGCUGGAGCGCAAAGUCCUGGACAGCCAGGAGAGGGCUUUCUGGGACGUGCAUCGACCGAUGCCCGGGUGCGUGAACACCACGGAGCUCGACAUCAAGAAGGCUUGUCGAAGCCAAAAGCCCGUCCCGAAGGCGAGCAAGCACUUGCAACUCGGCGUCGCCGGAGGGAGAAUCUCGCCCCCGUUGCUGGACGGCGACGGCGCUCUUCCGAUCGAGUCCCUGAAGAAGGAGAUCGAGAUCUUGAAGCAGAGACUCGGCAGGAGGAACAUCAAGGUCUCGAAAGUCGCGGAGGCACUAAUCGGCUACUACGAGCAGUACAACGAGUACGACCCGUUCUUCACGCAACCCGAGUCUACGAACCCAUGGAUAUCGGAUUGCACGGACAUGUGGGAGCAGGAGAGACAAGGGAAGGAGAUAUCCGCGAGGAGGGUGAAGAGGUGGGCUUUCGGUCUUCAGGAACUCCUGCAGGACCCCAUCGGCAGGGAGCAGUUCGUUCGUUUCCUGGACAAGGAGUUCAGCGGUGAAAAUCUCAGGUUUUGGGACGCCGUCCAGGAGCUGAAGACGUUACCGCAAUCCUGCGUGAAGGAGAAGGUCGAGGAAAUUUGGAACGAGUAUCUGGGACCCGAUGCGAGCUGCCCCAUCAACGUCGACUCCCGGUCCUACGAGGCGACGAAGAAGAACAUGGAGAAGCCCGAUCGAUGGUGCUUCGACGUUGCCGCCGCCCACGUCUAUCACUUGAUGAAGAGCGACAGCUAUUCCCGUUACCUCCGGUCCGAGAUGUACAAGGACUUCCUGAACGGCUCGAAAAAAAAAACCUCCGUCAAGGGGAUUCGUUCGAUCGUGUCCUUCGCUGGGCGCAGAGACACGGCGGGAUCUUAACCGGCUGAAGGCUUCGUCCUGUAUUUUUUCCUUCCCGAAGAGGACGGCAAAGUUCUUCGACUGAUCCCACCGCUGUCGUGGUCCACGCAAGAGCCUCGACCAGACGCGUCGACGGAGAACGGUCGAGCUUCGCCCGCGGCUUUCCAGGCGGCAAAUAACGAGGUUCCGGUAGCGACGAUCGACGAAACGCGGGAAUACGCGCGCCAAUUUCACGGGAAAUUCACAUGCAUAUGGUAGCCGAUAAAAGUGACAGCACGGGGGUUUGACGGACAGCCGACACAUCGAUCUCGCCGAUGACUUCUAUUUUAGGGUGCACGAUGCGAAACUCGAGAAUCGAGCGAACCAAGUUCUCGGAGCUGCCGGAGAAGAUGAAACGCCCAGGACGAUAAGAAGAGGGAUAUGUAGAAUUAGGCGCUGAUAAGGAACGGUUUCGAAACUUCGCGCCGAACGAUCGGUCGACCAACUCAAAGGACGUGCUCAUUUAACGUAUAUACUUGUACAUUGUAAGAAGACGAUGAAUUUCCUGCGGUAGCUGUUAAAGGAUCUACGUAAGCGCGAGUCGACCGGACGGAGAAGCACGUCGGUGCGAAAAGCGAUUGAUCCUUGGUGCUAUAUGAGGAAUAAGAAGAGAGAACGGGAGAAGAGGGAGGAGUCCUCAUCGUCUUCUGUAAAAAAAAAAAAAGCUCCCCAUCGAGGAAGAAGUCGCCGGUCUCGGCAGACUUGGUAGGCACUCAAUUGUGCUGCUCGCGAGCGGCUCCUGGACUGGCCAUCCGAGCAGCACUUGUACAUGGCGAUCGAGAACGUCGGCGGAAAGCUGACUGAUAAUUUGGCACGCGAGAAUUUGUGAUAGGCGGCAGGAAUUGGCGACAUUGCGAGGCCGAGUCUCUUCGAGCAGGCCGUUGUUGAUGGAUUUGCAUUCGCGUACUCCCGGUUGCGGGACUUGCGACCGGGAUUUGUUUAUACGUAGCGGUUAUGGGUUUAGAGUUUAAAUUAAACGUUUCCGGGAACGUAGGCGGCAGCGGGCCGUCGACACCGAUGGACCCGAGGAAUUGCGAAUUCGGUGACGACGAUCCGAGCUAGCCGAUCACUUGGCGGGUAAGAAUUUGUGAUAGGCGGCGAGAAAUGGCGACAUCGCGAAGUCCUCCACCUCGCCGUCAAAGGUGUUCCGUUUUGGGUUUGACGAUCGUUGACGGGUAAGGGAUAAAGUCGCAAUACCGCGUUCGAGCUUGUCGAUAUGUAGCGUUUAAGGGUUCUUAGGGUCUAGGACGUGAUAUCGAAGGAGUUCCCCUAGCGAGGGAGAAAACAUCCUCGGGGAUCCGCGGACCGCGAAACACCGUAGCUUUUUUAUCACGUAAAACUCGGACUCUCCGGAUAAGAUUACUCGGUCUAAUAACGCUGGACAAAUGAGCCUGGUGCCCAGGCUCCCUUUGAUACAGGAUGUUUGCUCUCGAUUCGCAGGUUAUCCCACGCAUAUGCCCGCCCAGGAUGAGCGCACAUUCGAAAAGGCGAAAUUGGAAGGAAAUCGGAUCACCCGAUGUAAUUAAGCACACGUGUACCCAGAGUCGAGGGCAAGGGAAACGAGAAAACGCGUGCGAGCGGCUUGGACAAAACGAUAAAGAGCCGGAAUAAUUGGGCGGAAUUAAUUAGAAACGCUCGGACCACGCGAAACCGACGUCACCGAAAGAAUCCCCGAGCUGAUAUUCAUUGUGAACAAGAUAGAACAAAAAUGAAAAAAAAAAGAAGAAAGGAUGACGAUACCGAGAUACACCGUCGAUACGAACCACGUUCGCUCGAUCCUCGAGUACCGCUCGAGAAGUGUUUAAUUAUUAGACAGACAGUAGACGUGUACUGUACAUAGCGUAGGACUUGUGUAUAUUGUUUAUAUCGUAGCUAUGUAUAAGCGUAUAAAUAUGUACACGCGUACACGUGGACGUGCAAGAUCGCGACGAAACUCGGAUGCACCUGUCGCGGAUGCUGGGAUUUUAAUCGACGACAAAGAAAGAGGAAUUGUUCCUUUUUUCGAGGAGUAUGCUAGGGUGCACUUCGAGGGGAGUAAAUUCACUUUGCUCGGAAAUUCAACAUUUCCACGAUCGGCUGGAAUUCGAAUCGCGUACACCUGACUUAUUCCUUUAAUCGGUCCCAACAACUAAAGGUGAAAGACGUGGAACGCGAAACUCCCAAAAUGGCCUCCCUUUUCCCCUAGAAAACUGCCUUGGCACGUACAGGGCGGAUGAAGCAGGCCGACUGCAAUGAAGCAAUCCGUAUAAUAACAGAAAAUUGCCGAAGAAACGCGAAAAAAGAGACGAAAACGGACGAUCUCGACCGAGCUUGAAGUAUUUCGCGCCAUUUCGCGGGGCCGACAACAGUUGCAUCGCGAUCCAGGGAACUUGCCGUGCAUAUGUAGCGUUCUGGAAUUGAUCGUGCUAUCACACAUUACGGGUCGACGAUGAUUUUAUAUGCCGCUGUAUUUAAGGGUACAGACCUCUCUCCGGAACGCUCGGAAGAGGCACCGGGCUGCGAACUUUCCGUUUAAGGAAUUCCGACUCGUACUUUAACGCUAAGCGUAGGUUUAAACAUUCUUCUCGACUCUAGCAAGUACACGGGUAUCUCAUAAUGACAAUGAUAAUAAUAACGUUAAUAAUAAAGUAACCGUAACUGACAAAAGGUGGAUGAAAAGUGGAUCUCUCACGAGACACGCGCGCAAGUGCCAAUCGGUCGGCGCUCUCUUUCUAUAUCUCCGUUGAAAUGAAUUUUUUAAGUCUACUUGUAAUUCUCCGAUUUCGUCCAGUUUGUCAAGCCGUUC